AUGGGCUGGCUGGACAGGGGAAAAUAUCCUGGAAGAUUUGUAUUUCGCCGACGAUGAUGAUUUAUGUGUGAUGUGUUGUAGGAGAAACUUGAAGAUGUAGAGGUGCAAACUAACAAGUUGGGAGAAGAGGCAGUGUAGGGCAGGGAAGAUGGGAGUUCAAGUGAAGGUGGAGAAGACAGAGUUGAUGAAGGUGCCCAACCAACGCCAUAACCAUCACCAACAACAACAGCAACAACGAACUGCAAUCAGCGUGAAGGGGAGGAACUCGAAGGAAGUAGUCUCUUUCACCUACCUACCUUCCUACCUACCUACCUGCCUACCUACCUACCUACCCACCACCCCUAACCUACCUACCACCCCUAUCCUACCUAGGCAGGCAGGCAGGCAGGCAGGCAGCAUCGUUUCAACUACAGGUGGUGGCGACACACAUGAGGAUGUAAAAACCAGUCUGCAUCGGAAAGACAGCAAGACAGGCGUUCUUCAUUCACCUGAAGCCAGUGUGGAGAUCUUCUGCACUCACCAUAAAGCGUGAACAACAUCCGGAUUUUCAACACUCAUGUCAGUCAAGUAAAUCAGUGCUUCUAUGUGAUGGUUGAGAGA
Heterobilharzia americana is the source of this 600-nucleotide messenger RNA. Lineage: Eukaryota; Metazoa; Platyhelminthes; Trematoda; Strigeidida; Schistosomatidae. The record is from the annotation of a GenBank genome assembly.